Molecule: messenger RNA, 2562 nt
Organism: Oncorhynchus tshawytscha (Chinook salmon)
Lineage: Eukaryota; Metazoa; Chordata; Actinopteri; Salmoniformes; Salmonidae
Product: homeobox protein Nkx-2.4-like
Exons: 2
Coding region: 554-1588 (344 amino acids)
Biological process (GO): regulation of transcription by RNA polymerase II; cell differentiation
Cellular component (GO): nucleus
Molecular function (GO): RNA polymerase II cis-regulatory region sequence-specific DNA binding; DNA-binding transcription factor activity, RNA polymerase II-specific
Source: RefSeq, a predicted model, not a curated record
ACGUGGCAGGUUGGAUGAUGAACUAAAGUGUCUUCAUUUUUGUGCCCGAUUCUCCGUCUCGUGUCUGCUCCAAGAGCUCUCGAGUUAAUAAAAAGGUUGCCAUUUCAUUAGGCUAUGGCAACAGUUUUACCUAACUUCAACAACACUAUAGCUUGAGACCAAAUAAACUUUUAAAAUACGUUUCAAAUCAAGUCCAUAUCGAGGUAUUUGUUAAGUUGACGUGUAAAGUUCAAACCAUCUAGACGGCAUCUUGCUGAUCUGAACUAAAAAGUAGCAUUUUCCUCAAUUACCCCGGUAAAAUGUCAAUGGCCAUUGUUGGAUCGUUUGGCUCGUUGCUCCGCCCCUUGUGUUUGUCGUAAACCUGGCGCCUGGCUAGAGUAAACACAAGAUAAGAGCGUCCAAGGCUCCCCUCCUUCUCCAAGGCUAUCAAUUGGAUAUCUCAGACGGACCCACAAGUACUCUAUUACGUAGGUGUCCUGUGAGCAGUGAGGGGACAACAGCACCACAGUCGGGCUUGUUCCGCGUUCAGCCAUAUUCACCUGCGGGCUAAACCAUGUCCUUGAGCCCAAAGCACUCAACUCCUUUCUCAGUGACAGAUAUUUUAAGCCCGAUCGAGGAGACCUACAGAAAGUUUGGAGGAAUGGACUGUACAGGGAGCCUCGCGUCUCCGCUGGGAGCAUAUCGACAGACUUCGGUGUCUCAACCGGGACUGCAGCAACACUCCAUGGGCCAUAACACCGGGGUGGCGAGCGCUUAUCACAUGCCACACAGCGUCUCCCAAUUUUCCAGCGCCAUGGGUGGAUACUGCAACGGCAGCAUCGGUAAUAUGGGAGACCUCCCGUCGUACCAAGACACCAUGAGGAACGGCGCAGCAGCAACUGCAUGGUAUAGCGCAAACCCCGAACCCCGCUAUCCAACAAUUUCUAGAUUCAUGGGGGCUUCCAAUGGGAUGAACAUGACCGGGAUGGGAACGCUUGCUGGGAUGGACGCCACCAAGUCCAUGGUGACCCUACACUCAGCGCCCAGGAGAAAACGAAGGGUGCUCUUCUCACAGGCCCAGGUGUACGAGCUGGAGAGGCGGUUUAAGCAGCAGAAAUACCUGUCAGCACCCGAGAGGGAACACCUAGCGAGCAUGAUCCACCUGUCACCGACACAGGUCAAGAUUUGGUUCCAGAACCACCGGUACAAAAUGAAACGCCAGGCGAAGGACAAAGCCACACUGCAGAUUCAACAGGAGAAUGGCAAUGUGUGCCCACAGCAGUCACCUAGGCGUGUUGCAGUCCCGGUUCUCGUGAAGGAUGGCAAGCCCAGUCAGAACGGAUCCAGCACACCGACGUCUGGGCAUCAGCAGGUGCAGCAGCAGAACGUCUCUAGUGGAGCGAUGACAGCUUCGGGCAGUGCGGUGGUCAAUCACCAUCAGAAUCAGCUGGUGCAUCAUCCAUUAUCCACUGCUGAAGAACUGGAGGAAAUGUCCCCCAGUCCCCCUAUUUUACACAGCCAGAUUAACAUGGCUCAGACAGAAGCGGCUCUCCUCGAGUACACCAAUAACAUGGUCAGUUCAAACCUGCUUUAUGGCAGAACUUGGUAGAAGGAAGAAAUGUACAUUUGAAUUCGGGAGACAAUAACGUCAAGUGGAUUUUAAGCCGGAAAGACAUUGGUCGUUGAUGACAUUGAGGACAACAGAAGCACCAGAAUUUCUUGACAUUUUAGAGGUGCAUGGUGCACCUAUUAUCAAUUAAAAGUCGGCCGUGUGUGUAUACUUUUGAUCAAGAGUAUUUGAUAAAAAUGAGACUCCCAAGCACUCCGUAACGGUAUUAUUCGGGUGUAAAAGGGAGUGGAGUUAUUUGUUGCGAUUCAAUUCUUUAAGGACACGAGGGUAUCAGUCCGAAGUAUUGUAAUAUUUCGAUGAAUGAACCUUAACUGUAUAUAGCUAACAAAAAUAUUUCAUGUGACUAUGAUUUUUGUUUUUAAACGAAAUAUUUGUUUAAAAAUUGUUUUGGUAAAUUACAAAAUGUGAUUGCUGCUGCAUAGCGUAAAUAUAUACAAAUCACAUUCCUGUUAAACUUUAACAAUAUAUCGCUUAGCAUGUAAGCAUUACUGCUUAUUUAUGUUGAUAGAAUAAUUAUGAGGCACAUUGACUGGAAUGCAUCGAAUUUCACAGGUAUAGCCCAAUGAUUUCAAACAGAUCUAAUGUAAUUUAAUUAUUCAAAUGAUAUUGUACUUUACAUUAUAGCAAUGUUACAAUUUGUGUUGUUUAUUUCUUAUUACCACCACACAAUUAUUGAAAGAAAACAGAUUCAAUAAAUGUAAAUUCCAAUAUUUUCUGCCAUGACAAGCCAUCAUGGUUAAGUGGAGAUAAACAUUUAAGCACCUAGUCUAUACAGCAUGAUAAAGUCCUAAAACGCAAGACUACUUGCAGGAGAUUAAAUUGGACCUGUUAGGCUACUGUUUGGGCGAAAAAGGUAUAUUAUCAGGUGAUGAAAGGUUAGAAUUUCCAAGCAACUGUAACUACACUCAAUUGUUUCAGAUUGUCAUUUCCAAUAAAUAUUCUUUUUUUUGUUA